CAGCAGCAGCAGCAACAGCCGGCCUUGUUGGCGACUUGUGCGCCUUCGCUCUCUCUCUCUCUCUCUCUCUCUCUCUCUCUCUCUCUCUCUCUCUCUCUCUCUCUCUCUCUCUCUCUCUCUCUCUCUCUCUCUCUCGCUCUGCAGCGCUCGGCUUUGUGUGUCGAGAGUUGUCGACGGCUCAGUCUGUCUCGCGGCCGGAGCCGAGUCUCAUCGGCCAGUUGUAGCUGCGCCUAGUGUCGCUGCCGUCAUACACGUGCCGAUAAUAUACUUGCCGGCUUCGGGCGUAAAAAAAAAAAUAUAGUGUGGCCGGAUUGUUGUUGUACAUUUUACCGAGUGCGUAUGUGCGGCUUGAUCUCCGGCUGACCCUUGGCUGUAUACGGGCUGGAUUACUCGAGCUGACAACGCUGGGAAAAGCUUUUUUCGGAGUUGAUGAUCUGCGGCCCCAGCACGACCCAGAGACGGAGAGAGAGAGAGAGAGAGAGAAAGAGAGAGAGCGAUAGAAAAAAUUAGAAGAGGAGCAGUGACGGCAGCAACAGCAGCAGCAGCGGUGGUAGUGUAGCAGGAGGAGGAGAAGGAAGAGAAGAGAAGAGAAGCGAAGAGAGAUAGACAGAGAGAAGACGGAGGGGCGAAGCCGGGGAAAAAGUGUAAUACGCCGAGCCGAGUGGAGCAGCAGCGGGGCGCACAUGCUGAGGAGACGAAGAGCGAGGACAGCAGCAGUAGCAGCAGCAGCAGCGUCACGGAGACAACGACAGCAGCAGCACAACUGCCGCAGCCAUGAGGCCCUGGUCGAGCAGGACCGCCGUGCUGGGCAGCAUUGGACUCACCCUCAUACUUCUCGGGGCGGCUGUUUACUUAUUGCGGCAUGUCCUCUUCCACGGCAUCAUUCGUAGCGCACUGUCAUUAUCGCCAAACUCGAACAGCUAUGAAAUGUGGAAGGAUACGAAUAAUCUCCAAACCCAUUUGGAUAUUUACUUUUGGAAUUGGACGAAUCCAGAAGAUCUCAUGAACUCCACGAGAAAGCCAAACCUCGUUCAACUAGGACCAUACAGCUUUAGAGAGAGGCGAGAAAAAGUGAAUAUAACGUUCCAUCCGGAGAACAGCACAGUGAGUUACAUGCAGAAAAGAACGUGGUUUUUCGAUAGCGAAAGAAGUAAUGGCUCAUUGCAGGAUACAGUGUUGCAGCUGAACGUUGUAGCCGUGUCGGCAUCACACAAGAUUCGAUACUGGCCCUACAUGAUACAACAAAGUCUGUCAUACUUGCUCAACCAGUUCAAAAACAAAAUUUACGUUGUUAAAACUGUCGACGAACUAUUGUUCACCGGUUUCGAGGACAAAAUCAUCACGAUGGGACAGAUGUCCGGCAUGGAUGAAGAAGCUCCACCUUUCGACCGGUUCGGUUGGUUUUACAUGAGAAACGGAUCUACGGAAUUUGACGGAUAUAGUAACGUCGGAACUGGAGUAGACGACAUCGCUAAUCUCGGAAAAUUGAAAUUGUGGAACUACAAGGACACGACAAAAUACUACAAAAGCCCUUGCAAUGCGAUCGAGGGAAGCGCAGGAGAAUUUUGGCCGCCGUAUAGGACGAAAGAAGACAUUCGCCUCUUCACGCCCGAUAUAUGCAGACCAGUGACCUACGAAUACGAGAAGACUGUCGUGCACAAGGGUAUCACGGGCUACAAGUUCUCGAUGGGCAAAAAGACUUUGAGCAACGACACGAGGCGACGUUACCCGCACGAGCAGGCCAAGUACUUCGAGCCGACCACCACCACGGAAGAUUUCUUCGUUGUCGACCCGACGACGAUCAGACCAGAGGACGAGGACGACGAUCCGGACGUGGUGAACGAGGGCCAGUGCUUCUGCAAUGGCGAGUGCGCCCCUAUGGGUGUCAUCAACAUCACGGCCUGUCGCUACGGCGCCCCGGGCUUCAUCAGUCUACCUCACUUCCACAAGGCAGAUCCCAUGCUCAGAAAUCAAUUCACCGGCCUGAAUCCCAAAGACGAGGACCACAGCUUCUCGAUAACUCUCGAGCCGACAACCGGUCUUCCAAUAGACGUAGCGGCUAGACUGCAGGUCAAUAUUUUAUUGCAUCCGUCGAAGACAGUGUCAAUGCUUAAAGAUGUUCCUACAAUAUACUUCCCGAUGUUCUGGUUCAACAUGAGGGCUGGAAUCCCAGAUGAUUUGGUUGGCGGUUUAAAGCUGCUUCUAAAUCUGCCAAAUAUCACGAUGUACGUGGGAUUAGUGCUGAUGCUCAUCGGCUCGCUUGUUCUAUUUUGCGUCGCUAUAAUGUGUUACGUAAAUAAUCGACGUCGUUUGCCACAGCACAAGACUAGCAAAGCAGACAGGUCGCAGAAAAAGACGGAGAUGGUGUACAUGGACAGAUCCGGUGCCAUUGAAGAUGACAAAUUGACGGAUGGGACGCCGAAAAAGACAGAGUUGGUGUACGAGGACAAAUCCGGUGCCAGUGAAGACGGACAGACGAGAAACGAUCGUCGGCUAUACCCGAAACUUUCGUGAAAAAUUAACGAGAAAAGUCGUUAAUUUAUGGGAAAAGGCGCUAACUGUAAGGCAACGAAACACUCCCGCAUUUCACCCAGUUUCUCGCGAAGCAUCGAGUUUCAAGUGAGAAGCGGCGCGUAGGUGUAUUUGCCCAAAGUAUAGUCGUGUUUGUACGGCAGACGUACACUUGUCGUACAAUCAAGAAAGAAAGAAAGAGAGAGAGAGAGAGAGAGAGAGAGAGAGAGAGAGAGAGAGAGAGUGAGUGCGUGUACCAGAAAAAACGUCCCUCUGCUUUAAUGCGCUUAGAAUUAGUCACAUGACCAUCGCCAUUUCGUAAUUAUAUAUUGAGGCUGUUACGAUGUUACUCUAAGGUGUUAAUGGAGAAAUAGAACGAGUCAGCUAUGUCAGCGAAACUUUUUGCCAUAAUACAGCAAAUACAAUGACGAUUUGACAAUAUCAAAUACUCUCAAAAACUUGAUAAAGAAUACUUUUAUAAGCCAAGUCUUCAAAAUCAUGGCUUCUAUUAUCGCCAGAGCAUAAAGUCAAUAAUUGGUUAACGUAAGAUCAAUACAACAAAGUGAUAAUAUUAUAGAAUAGGUUCAUAGUGAAAGAACUUUGGUGAUUGCGGACCAAUCGUAACUCGAGAAUCGACGAAUUCUCUCGAGUACUCAAAAGUCACACAGCAGGCGUGUGACCAAGUUGUAUCUGUUUUUUUUUUAAUUUAAAUAAGAAACAUUAAGUCUAGAUCGAAUAUAUUUUGUUUUGCAGUUAAUUUUACUCAAAAGUAAGGCGAUUAAUACAAAGGAAUGUAAAUAGCGUCCAAAUGAUUAUCCGAAAAAAUGGAGUUUGAAUAAAUGAUAAAUCUAUAGUUCAAAAAACGAUACGUACAUUCCUUGUUGUUCAAACGCCUUGUAUGUCUUUUAAAUAAUAAACGAUUAGAAAUGCAUAGACUACGUAAGUUAUAAACGAUGUAGAAUGUAUAUACAACCUUUUGCGACUCUCAUUGACAUCUGAAAAUUAUUGACCAUCACAUAAGAGAAGGAUUAUCUUCUUAAGAUGCAUUAGAAUGCCAAAGCUGUGACUUUAAAAUUGAAUUAUUGACGUAAAUUAUACAACAAAUAUUUUUUAUAUAAAUCCUCAUCUUCCAGUACGUUUUUAAACUUUUGUACAAAUGUAUGAAUACAGCAGUAUUUCAAUUUCAUAUCAAGGUAUAAAUACGAACUUGUCACAGUUCUGCGAAAAGCGCCAAAAACUACGUAUGUGUAGGGUACGUAAAUCGAUUAACUUUACAAAUGUUCUUUACGUGUAUUGAAAAAACAAAUUUGCUAUAAGAAAAUGUUGAAAACCUUUAGAGGAUGUAUCAAUUUCCGGUCUGAAAGCUCUUUCGAAGGACUCGAUCGUGCCUUGCAUUUUUAUAAACACGAGGUCAAUGUCGUAUAUAAAUUUAAUAUGAAUGACUCGUCAUUCUCAGCAACGUGCCAUGCCAUUUUUAAUAUUAAGUUAUACUUCAUCACACUAACACAACCUAAAAUUUUAUUUACUUUGCUUGCAAGAAAAAUACUCUGAAAGCAAUUUGUCAUCAUUUUUUUAUACAAUUAUCUGUAUAAAUUUGAUAUCUUCUUACUAUACAUCUCGAAAGAAAUGUAAGCGAUUAUGUAGUAGUUAAAAGAAUAAAAUAACGUGGUUAAAAUAUAUGUUUCAAAGUAAUUGAUUCCGUAAUUUUGUUAACGAAUAUAUUGAUUAUAUAGUUUAUAAUAAGAUAUUGCUAUUUUUUACAAAUUUGUAACAUCGUAAGAAACCAAAGCACUAUCAUCAUUUCAGGUACGUUAUCAUUCGUUAUUGUAAUUUUGUUAUAUUGUUUAUAUUCAACUGUGACUAUUUUCUUGCGAUUAUCGUUUAAGAUAAUCGCGAAGAAAAUAUUACAAAAAUACUACAUGAAAUACGUAAGACUUUUAAAAGAAUAAGAUAUGAAAUAUUCAAACUGUAUAAUAUUUUAUAAACAACAAAAUUUGUAUUUUCAAUAUGAGAAUUUAAAAAGAACGGUUUUCUGCAUAAGAUUUUUGUAUUGCUUAUAAUAAAAUUUUACUAUUU
Nasonia vitripennis (jewel wasp) is the source of this 4587-nucleotide messenger RNA. Its product is annotated as protein croquemort. The transcript is spliced from 10 exons. NCBI's taxonomy places the organism in Eukaryota, Metazoa, Arthropoda, Insecta, Hymenoptera, Pteromalidae. Gene Ontology annotation, cellular component: cytoplasm; membrane. The coding region runs from base 775 to 2514 and encodes 579 amino acids. The record is from RefSeq and is a predicted model, not a curated record. Gene Ontology annotation, molecular function: scavenger receptor activity.